AGUUCUAAACACAGAGAGCGCCAUACAAAAUGCUACGUGUUUUUGUUUAAUUUUCUUUUUUUUUAUGAUGGUGUGGGCAAACAUGAGUGACAGUGAGACGGGAUCAGUGCGUAAGGAUUCCACGGCAUCGACCAAUUCGGAUUAUUCGGAAAAUAAAGAGCUGUCAUCGAACAUCCUAUACGUGGACAGCGGGUUGACAUGGCCGAAGGGGGACCCUGUGCAUGGGGAGUUGGAGGAGGUCCUCGGUUCCACCCCAUCAUCACGGCCCUGCUCGCUCGUGUGGAGAGACGUCACGGUACACAUCAAACUCAAGGAUGGGAAGCUAAAACGGCUGGUUAACAGUGUUAGUGGUAUAGCCAAGCCAGGCACACUGGUCGCCCUAAUGGGACCUAGCGGCGCUGGAAAAACUACUCUCAUGUCAGCUUUGGCUCAUAGAAACCCAGCUGGCACCAUAGUGGAUGGUGACAUCGCGAUGAACGGCACGAAGGUGGGAGAGUUCAUGCACCGGGAGAGCGGCUACAUGCACCAGGACGAUCUGUUCGUCGACAACCUCACCGUCAUAGAGCAUCUCAGUGUCAUGGCCCGACUUCGGAUGGACAGGCGCACGACGUCAGUGGCCCGGAAGAGAAGGAUCAACCAGCUGCUCCGCCAACUCUCGUUGUACGGCACGCGGCAUACACGCAUUGGUGGGCUGGACGGCACCAAGACUCUGUCGGGAGGAGAGAGGAAACGGUUGUCUUUUGCUACAGAGCUCCUAACAAAUCCGGGUCUCCUGUUCUGUGACGAGCCAACGACUGGUCUGGAUUCAUCGUCUGCCCAAAAGCUGAUGAUGCUCCUCCGAGCCAAUGCCGUCCAGGGCAAGACGGUGAUAUGCACGAUCCACCAGCCUUCCUCGGAGCUGAUGGCCAUGUUUGACAAGCUGGUGCUGUUGGCAGAAGGCAGAGUAGCAUAUGCGGGAGACUCAAAUGGAGCUUUGGAGUUUUUCGAAAGCCUCGGCUACCACUGCCCAGUGACGUACAACCCGACGGACUAUUUCAUGAAGGUCCUGGCUCUGACGCCGGGCUCGGAGAUGGCCUCCCGGCACGCCAUCAAGAGCGUCUGCGACAGGUUCGCCGUCAGUGAUGCUGCCAAGGAGCUGGACAUGGAAAUACACCUGGAGUUCCAUCUGAUGGAUCAUGAGGAUGAGGAAUCAAGACGACUAAAGAAGAACGACUACAAGUCUCCAUUCUUUUUCACUAAACUAAUUUGGUUAAUCUAUAGGUAUCUUUUAAUUGUGGUUCGGGAUCCCCGGAUUCAAACCAUUAGGAUAUUCCAAAAAUUGGCAAUAGCUACAACGGCGGGAUUAUGUUUCAUCGGCUCAAUUAGGAUGACGCAGGCUGGCAUCCAGGAUGUGCAGGGGGCUAUCUUCGUGAUAGUCGCCGAGAACACGUUUAUCCCCAUGUACUCCGUGCUGCACAUGUUCCCGGAGGAGUUCCCCAUGCUACAUCGGGAGCUCAGCGCGGGGCUGUAUACUACGCCCGUGUAUUAUAUCGCGAGGAUGAUCGCUCUUCUGCCAGGUCUGCUGGUGGAGCCGACGCUGUUCACGCUGGUGGUGUACUGGCUGGCCAACCUCAAAGCCACGCUCUACUCUCUCAGCCUCACCGUCUUCGUCGCGAUACUGGUGCUCAACGUCGCCGUUGCUUGUGGAUCAUUCUUCUCGUGUGCGUUCGGGUCGAUGCCGGUUGCCAUCGCGUACCUGGUGCCCUUCGAUUACUCCCUCAUGAUCACAUCGGGACUGUUCAUCAAGCUGAGCUCAAUCCCGAAGUACAUCUCGUGGAUCCGUCACGUGUCCUGGCUGAUGUACUCCACCGAGGCCAUCAGCAUCCUGCAGUGGAAGGGGGUGCAGAAUAUAUCGUGCACGAUGUUAGACGAAGGCGCGCCUUGCAUCAGCACUGGGGAGGAAGUCUUGGAGGUAUACGACUUCGACAUGGGCCACCUUUGGACAGACAUCACCGCGUUAUUCAUACUAUAUUUCUCCUUCCAUCUGCUAGCGCUCAUAGCGUUAAAGUAUAGGACCAGAAGAAAAUGAUUUCUAUGUUUGAUUUACGCUAUGUAGCUGCGAAGACGUGAUGUUUAGAUUCAUUAUUCGCAAGACAUUGUUUUAGGUUUGAUGAACGUUUUUUUUAUUCACGGUAGCCUCAGUUUCUCAUAAGGGUUAACGUCUCUACGAUCAAAUAUUUUUAAGUUUUUUAUAUUCUACUUAUGAAAAUGUUGAUGUAAUUAUUAUGUUUUAAUGCUUGAUAA
Messenger RNA from Aricia agestis (brown argus), 2283 nucleotides. It is a transcript of the gene -w-2, whose product is annotated as protein scarlet-like. Bases 65 to 2068 code for a protein of 667 amino acids. NCBI's taxonomy places the organism in Eukaryota, Metazoa, Arthropoda, Insecta, Lepidoptera, Lycaenidae. The record is from RefSeq and is a predicted model, not a curated record. Gene Ontology annotation, cellular component: plasma membrane. Gene Ontology annotation, molecular function: ATP binding; ATP hydrolysis activity; ABC-type transporter activity. The transcript has 14 exons.